Messenger RNA from Diceros bicornis minor, 3184 nucleotides. It is a transcript of the gene FAM219B, whose product is annotated as family with sequence similarity 219 member B. The transcript has 5 exons. The record is from RefSeq and is a predicted model, not a curated record. Lineage: Eukaryota; Metazoa; Chordata; Mammalia; Perissodactyla; Rhinocerotidae. The coding region runs from base 16 to 612 and encodes 198 amino acids.
GGGCGUGGCCAGACCAUGGCGACCGCAGAGCCCAGCGGGCACGCGGCGCGAGCGUCUAGUCCUGGACCUCGGCCUGGCGGGGCCCCAGACCGCGCGGCGGGAGCUGCGGGGCCGCCCUCCGGGCGAAGCCGCAGCAGAGUCCCCCGGCUGGGGGAGCGGACCCCGGCGGCUGUGGAGAAGCGGGGGCCGUACAUGGUGACGCGAGCGCCUUCCAUUCAGGCCAAGCUGCAGAAGCACCGGGACCUGGCCAAGGCCGUUCUGCGGAGAAAAGGCAUGCUGGGGGCCUCACCGAAGCGCCCUGACUCUUCAGGGAAAAGGUCAGUGAAGUUUAACAAGGGCUAUACUGCCCUUAGUCAGAGUCCAGAUGAAAACCUGGUGUCCCUCGACUCUGACAGUGAUGGGGAGCUGGAAUCCAGAUACUCUUCCGGGUAUUCCUCUGCAGAGCAGGUGAACCAAGAUGUGAGCCGGCAGCUGCUCCAGGAUGGGUAUCACCUAGAUGAGAUUCCAGAUGAUGAGGACUUGGAUCUCAUUCCCCCCAAGCCUAUGGCCUCCUCAACGUGCUCCUGCUGCUGGUGCUGUCUUGGGGACUCUUCCUCCUGUACCCUCCAGUAGACAUAACCCUCUAAGAUGGGCUCUGCUGGCAUAGCAAGCAGGGCCCUGUUGGCCAUUAUUCAUAGUUCACAGAGAGCAGUGGGAACUACAGUCAGCCCCAGAAUUACUGAAGGCACUGACCCUCUGGGAAGGUCAGUGACCUGCAGUUACCUGGUGCUUCUCAGGCCAGAGGCCUCCAUCUGGGCCACAGGGUAAUAGGUGGCAUUCUGCAGUUCUCCUCUGCUAUUGGAGCAGAGUUUGGAGAAACCACUUUAAUAAGGGCAAGAACAGAAGAAUUCUGGUUUUAUGGUGAGUGACAAAGUUGGCUAAGAAAAACACUUGCAGACUUCUUGACUGGUAUUUGUCAUCAUGCUCUAGGGAGGGUAAAAGAGAGCUUUUGUGCCCAGGCUGUGCUGGAUCAUGUUAUAUGGAGGCAGAAAAUAGCAUUUUAUGGCUUGCAACUGGGACUCGUUGAAAGAGAAUUCAACUCUUGGGGACCAGUUCAAGAAAGUCCAUGUGUUCUCCUCUUCCUAGCUCCAAGAUGGGUUACGUGUUUGACCUUCAAGAGAGCAUAAAGCAGGGCCCUUUGGCCCUCAUCUGGUUGUGCCUGUCCAUGGCAGGGAGUACAGCAGGUUGCUUGAUGGUACAGCAGGAUCAAGGCUUCCAGAAUCAUUGGCCUCAGGGUAUCCUGGUCCAACUGUCUGGGUGGGUUUAGUGACUCUGGUCAUCCCAUCUCUAGUUAGAGAAGAACUGCUCCACUAUGUACCUGUUCGUCUUGCCUUGGUCACCAUUCUUUGCCUUGGUGUUAGCUAGUUUCUCCACCCAGUCUUGGAGCUAAAGCUUGGGUGAAGGGACUGGAGCUUGCCCCAGAAGCCUGCAGUUUUUGAUUACCAGUAGAGGGAGCUGCAGGGAGCAGUCAGGUGCCUUCCUGUUUGUUUAGCUUUUUAAACUUGAGAAGUAGCAACGGAUGAGAAGUGUACUGGCACAGUUAUGUGGGUUUUGAUAUAGACAGAAGCUCUGAGACAGGACAGGGAGGAGGGACCUGUGCCAGCUCCCAAGGCCCCUGCCUGAGGAGAUAAUUUGCCAUUGUAGAGGGCCUCCCUUCACCCCAGUGUGGGCCAUUCUAUUGGGUCCAGCCCUCCAGAUUCCUCUGACCACUGCAUGGGCCUCACAGUGGAUACUCAGGAUUGGGCUUUACAGUAAACUUCUGGGUGCAACACAGCCUCUCUCAGGCCCCAGUCUGAACACAGCAAAGAUAGGCAUAAUCUCCCCUGUGACCCCAACUAGAUAGCAUCUAUCGCUGUAUCAAGCCUCUCUCUAGAAUUUAGUUUUUCAAUGGUUCCUUUUUUUGUUUUGUUUUUUUGCUUCAAACUAGAAUUAUGGUGAGGACUGAGUGGAAAUGGACAGGGUUCCAAGUCUAAGGGGCAUGAUAGUCAGGAUUGGGGUGUGGGCUUCACCUGGGAAAGUGCCCGGUCUUUUGCUUCAUUUGAUGUCCUGUGACUGCUAGGGGUAUAUGAGGGGUGGCGUGGACUCUUGCUCUACCACAUGGGGUGAUUGGAAGACUGAAAAAACAUCAGAUAAAAAAGGCCUUAUUUGUCAUUUGUCACAUGACUAUCCUCAUGAGGAUAAUCCUAUCAAUUCUUGAUUAGCAUCUAUCUUGGUGCUUUUCUCAAGUUGUAGAAAGUUUAGAGGAAUAUACGGUAUCUAGGGAGCUGUGGCUACUUUUAUUCUACAAUCUAGCAGCAUCACAGCAGGAGGGAGACAGGACAGAGACCAGAGGCACCUCAGGUUGGGGUCUGGGGAACAGGGGAGGGAGAUGGUUAUUCUAUUCUGGAAUGGGACUCUGCAACUCUACACAGGUGCCCAACAUUCUGAGCACUUUCUGCAAAUACCUGCAGGGAGUGAGAACAUCUCCAUUCUGAACCCCUUUGCCCAUCCACAGAGACUAUAGCCAGGCCUUUCUGGUCUCUGCAGAGGUGGACGAGUGCAAAUGAAGAAAGGGCUCGGGUGCAGGACAGUGUAAAGAAAGAGUGGUGGUAGUGGGAAACCCAGUGGGGGCCAGAAAGUGGCUGUGGAAGCCAAGUGGGGGGCCACAUUUCUGUGGGGGUUAGUUAGGACAGAGUAGCUUGAACAUUUGGCAGAUGCUGGGGGUGAGGGAGGCAGCAGGACCCCAAGACCAAGGCCCUCUGGGUGGCUGUUGCUAUAAAUCAACACUGGUAUAUUUGGCUGCAACUGUCCCUGGAGAGGAUGUUCCAGAGCUGGGUGACCCCAUGUGGGAGGCAUUCCCUCGGUGGAAAAAGUUGCACAAAUCUGGAACAGGGGACAUUGUGCAGGGAGCCAGGGUAGAAAUAGUUGUUUGGGGCCAGAGGUCACAGGCUAAACUGUCACCAGUAAAGGCACCAAGGUGCCCAGAGCCAAACUGCCUUAAUUCAGAGUGCUGGGUGUUCUGCAGGUGACAGGGCCCUAGGGAGAGACGGUGUAUCUGGGCUUACCUCACAGAUGGGAGUGGUACUGUAUGGUGUUUACAGAACUCUCGGCUUAUGCUUCUACAGCUCUGUAAGUUUAUAAGAAUAAAUACAAUCAUGCUAGUUGA